This is a messenger RNA of Cuscuta epithymum, 1730 nucleotides long. The record is from the annotation of a GenBank genome assembly. NCBI's taxonomy places the organism in Eukaryota, Viridiplantae, Streptophyta, Magnoliopsida, Solanales, Convolvulaceae.
CUAAAAUAUGAGCUAAAUGUUUUGUUAGUAGUAAUUAAGGGUCUUGCAGUUUCGCUUUCGUCGAUUUGUUUUUAAAAAAACUGAAACCGAAGUCCGAUUGAUUAAGUGGUUUUUGGUCAGUUAAGGUUCACUUUGGCAACUUGGUUGGUUUUGAAAGCAUGAAUCAUAAACCGUAAACCGAACUGCUCCUACUGUUGUCAGUAUUUUACUGUUUCGGUCAAUUUGGUUUUGGUUUGUCAGUUUUUUGUUGCCCCUUAAUAGUAGUUGUUUUGCCUAAGAGUAAAUUGCUCUGUAUAAGUGUAAAACUCGACGUUUUCCAAAAAUAAGACUAUGUUUAUUCCUUACCUAGGACUUGCGUAAUCCUUAAUUUAAGUGUAAUAAUUUUAAACUCAAAAUACCCUCGAAUUUUAGGUUUAGGGUUUAUAAUCUACCAUUUAGGGUAGAGUGGUGGCAGUCUGGCGACUGGGUGGUGGCAGUUCGGCUGCGGCCGUUACGGGCGGCAGUCCAGUGAGCUGCAGUGGUUCAGCAGCGCCUGUAUUGGUGGUUAGCGGCAGUAUUCCAAAUGUGCUUGCUCUCCUGUGGAGUUUGGGGGUCAAGAAGAUAUAAUUUUCUGUGGUGUGUUUGAUGGCCAUGGUCCGUGGGGUCAUGUUGUAGCUAAAAGAGUCAGGGAAUCAAUUCCUAUUUCUUUGAUGUGUAACUGGAAAGAAGAGCUUGAUCAUUACAAUGAUGAAGGAUUAGAUGACAGACAAUUCUGCCGUAUUGACAUAUGGAGACAAUCUCUCAUCAAGACCUGUUCUGCUGUUGAUCAAGAACUCAAACAGCAUGCGGAUUCUUUUUAUAGUGGCACAACUGCACUGACAGUUGUUAAACAGGGUGAUCUUAUGAUGAUCGCAAAUGUGGGGGACUCCAGGGCAGUCUUGGCUACAACUGAUGACGGUGGUGACCUAGUACCGGUUCAGCUAACGGUCGACUUCAAACCCAACUUACCUGGAGAACGUGAGCGCAUAAUGAGGUCCAAGGGCAGGGUUUGUUCGAGUGAUGAUGAACCGGGGGUGUAUAGGGUGUGGAUGCCACCUCAAAAUGGAGAAGAAUUGGAAGGGCCUGGGCUAGCAAUAUCUAGAGCCUUCGGAGACUACUAUUUCAAAGACUUUGGCCUCAUUUCUGAGCCUGAAGUGAUGUUCAGAAACAUAACCUUUAGAGAUCAGUUUGCCAUUUUGGCCACAGAUGGAGUGUGGGAUGUAAUGUCUAACCAAGAAGCUGUGGAUAUAGUUUGUUCAGCGCCAGAAAAGGAAAGUGCUGCCAAGAGGCUGGUGGAGCGUGCAGCUUGUGCAUGGAAGCGGACUAAAAGGGGAAUUCCAAUGGAUGACAUGUCUGCAAUUUGCCUCUUCUUUCACAGCCCUUCAUGAUUCUGUGAAGAAGUACAACUUGGCUGCAUGACGCAGAAGACAAUAAAACAUAAGCUUCAACUACGUAAAUACUCAUUUGGGUCAUACAAACUAGCUAGCCGUUUCACUAAUUACCUCAUACAAUCUUCCAAUAUGCACUCCUAAUCCUUUACUGUAUUGAGGACCUGAAUUAUAUAGUUUGCUUACCUUCUUUUCUCGUAUAUGUGGCUGUUCUACCUUAAAUUGCAUUCAUACGUGUAUGAAAGUGAUGAUGUUUUUUACACUAAGGAAUAAAAUUAAGGGGCUGUGUACUUUGGACUUAAUGGACUUAAUGGGAAUAGUGAC